GUUAUUUUAAUAUUUACAAAUCGAAUAAAAAACAAUAACAAUGGAUAAUACAGCUGAUCAAGAUAAUAAUAGUGUUCAAAAGUCAUUACAAAUAGAAAAAACCAAAAACAAAGUAGCGAAUAAGAAUCAAAUCAGGAUUUUGAAAGCUGUCAAAUCUACUUCGAUGACUAAAAAUAACUCCAAAACACGUGUAAUCAAACCAAAGAGUAAGUAUCCACUAAGAUUAGCUCAGAAGAAAGUGUCAAAAGUAAGCGCAAACAAGAAAGCAAUCCAAGAACUACCGAUUUACAUCCCACGUAAAAUAUUCCGUAUAGUUUCUUUACUGCGCAAUGAAAGAUUUUACAAAUUGGUAGCUAAAUUUUUUAAGCCCAGUGCAAAAAUACCUGCAUGGAAAUUUUCCAAACAAUCUAACAAAAAAAGUGUCACUGGAAAACCUUCGUAA
Messenger RNA from Cotesia glomerata, 442 nucleotides. RefSeq lists its product as uncharacterized. Bases 41 to 442 code for a protein of 133 amino acids. NCBI's taxonomy places the organism in Eukaryota, Metazoa, Arthropoda, Insecta, Hymenoptera, Braconidae. The transcript is spliced from 2 exons. The record is from RefSeq and is a predicted model, not a curated record.